UGCAAAAAAAUUUCUAGUGCUGCCGAUUAUGAAAAACUAUAUGACAGCUCAUUAAAAACAGGUGAGAAUUGGAUAAUUGUCACCAAAUCAUUAGUAAAUGAAAAUCAAAUCGACAUGAUGGAAAAAUACAGUGAACAGACUAAGAAAUAUUUAAAAAGAUUUCAUGUUAAUGAAUUUGAAAUCAUUGAUCAUCUAAAAGAACUGUAUUUCGAUGAAUAUGCAAUGUCUAUAAAAAUAAAAUUUCCUGAAAAGGAAUUGUUUUUAUGUUUUAUGAAUCAUAAAACAAAAAUUUUUAAACGCAUAGUUAUUGAGCAAAAUUAUCAAGAAUGGCUUACUUACGCGUCAACUCUGAUUGGAUGA
Messenger RNA from Dentiscutata heterogama, 360 nucleotides. The record is from the annotation of a GenBank genome assembly. NCBI's taxonomy places the organism in Eukaryota, Fungi, Glomeromycota, Glomeromycetes, Diversisporales, Gigasporaceae.